AUGUCGGAACACAUGUCAAUGUCAGAUGCUCCGGAGGCCCUGUCACUGCUGCCUGAGGAGACGAUCGCAGGCAGCAAAUACUCAGUGGAGCAAGAAUGGCAAUUGGGCCCAGUGGUUACAUCAGAAACCACAGAGAAGACUUGCCACGCUUUGAAAGACUUGGUGGGCAAGGUUCUUGCAAAAUUCGGUGGUCCUGAAGCCUAUCUUCGUGCAAGGCUUUCAGACCAGAAAUCCAAGCAGGAUUGGCUGAAUUGGUUGGGGGAAAUUCAGCCUGAGAGCACUCGAAAUUUCUCGACCAGCGUUGACCUGCCACCGUCUGACUUGAACUGUUUGCAGGAGGGUGAAACACUUUACCUUCCAUUGGGCGCCUUUAGCAUCAGCACUCAUUCUACCAUGCGUGGCCCUGCUGAGAAUGAUGUGGUCAGACUCUUGAUCGAUGAGAUUCUCACUGACGGUUUUGUAACAAGUGGAGAGCCACUCUUGGUAACACAAAGUGCGGACUUGUUGUCUGAAAUUCAGGACCCGCUGAAGGCGACUUGGCAUUCCAAAGGCCUUGCAUCACUGCAGCCUAUGACCAUUGGCUACUUCAAAGGACGCACGCGCGUGUUCUGCCUAUUGACUUUGCUCAGCUUGAUCCGAGACAACUUCUCACGAGGUUUGUCAGAGGUUCAUCCUAAGCUCCAUCAAACCAUUCAAGUGAUCUUUGCGCAGCGUGUGAAGCUACCUUCGAAGAAGGAAGAGCUGUUGGGGAACUUUAAGCUCUCUGUGAGAGGGAGUAUCAGGAAGGGGCCGAAUGUAAUGACUUGGAUCACAUCAGUGCUGCAGCUCGAAAACUACGAUUCCACCUUGGAUGUCGCGCAAUUUGUGCGUGAUCACAAUUCACAGGCAUCUGGUGCAGGAAGGCUUGUGGGCGCAAAGGCCCAGGCAGUCAAAAACAUCCUGGGUCAGGUGCCAAAGGAUGUGCAGCGAUUGCUGUCAGACUUCACCAGGGAAGUUGGCUAUGAAGCUGCACCUUGGGCCGAUGACUGCUUGGGCUCAAAGCGCUGGUUGCCCGGACAUAUGUUCAAAUCCAGUGGCGGGGGCAAUGCAGCCAGCCAAGCCCGCGGGAAGGUCACAGCUGAGAGCUUGGAACUCUUUGUACUGGCCGUGAUCCAGCAGUCCAGGAUGUAUUCCAAGGGCGGGAUAUCAAAGGUCAAGCUUGACCGAGUCAACUGGGAUCGGAUGGCAGAGGAGGCGGCCCUGGUGUCAGCACUGGCUACAGAGGUUCAGAAUGUGCUUCCCAUUGAGCGGGAUACUUUGUGGGCCAGUUGGCAGCAGCGUUACAUUGACGGAGACCAGGCUGUGCUGGUAGAGGUGCAGAGUUGCAUCAUGAACAACAAGUCAGGCAACCUCCGCGACAUCAGCACAUUGAAUCAGCUACUCCAACAGCAUGCGGCCAGUUGUCCUGUCCCAGCUGCCGCAACAGUCAGCAUGCAACAGCUUGAGCGGGAUUCCUUCGAUUUGGUGAUGCGUCAGCUUCAGUAUGACUUGCAGGUGCUGCGAGUCACUCGGCAGAAGAGAGCAAGCUGGGCUGCCAAUGUGUAUCAUGUCAAACUCUCCCAUACGAUGGCACGCCAUGGUGAAUCCGUGAAAGCAGCCACUUGGUUCAUGUCCAACUAUGUAAAGUUGGUUGUCUCUGAGAAGUCUGACGAAAUGCUCCGGGAGUUUCAGAUGCAUCGACAGCAGGUCAUCCAGCGACUGCGGCUGGAUCAGGACAGCUGUGCCAACUUUGUGUUUGUCAAUUGGCUUGCGCCACGCACAUUGAAGAAUAUGGUACAGACUUCUCAGACACAGUUUGCCUCACACUGCAUUCUCAGCUCGGAAAAGAACUUUGGCGCAGCCCUCAUGCCAAUCUUCACCUACAAGCGGGGGCAGCUAUGGAUGUUGGAAAGUGCCACCAUCCGGAGCUUGGCAAUGACAGGUCUGAAUGUCGACUCUUCCUGGCAUCUAUCCUUCUCCAAGAAGGCGGACUUGCGUGAUGGAAGACCAUGCAACUAUCCAGGAAGAUUGCUUCUUCACCCAACUUCCAAGGACAAAACUUGGAUCAACACGGCCUUGGUAAAGAAUGGACGCACUGCGGAUGCAGAGAUGCCCCACUCGCGGGACAUGUUAACGGUCGAAGACAUUUCAGAUGAUGCUCUUCCUGCCACAGUUGAUGAUGACCAAUCGACGGUCCAGGGAGCCCAGAAGUAUCAGCAGGUUUGUGACAGUGUUGGAAUUGAUUGCAAUGUAGAUACCCUGACCCUGCAGUAUGGUGCCAAUGCAGCCGCAAAGAUUCUGGACAGUGUCCUCGAUGGGCUCAGUCUUGAUAGCAGCGGAGCUUUGUUUGUGAUCGAUGCCAACGCAGGUGUUGGGAACCUCUUCGAUGCCUUUGUCCAGAAACGUGCCACGGUCAACUUCAAUAUGCACUAUGUAGCUGUGGUUUCAGAUCAGAUCCAGUGUGACUGGUUCCAUGAGACAAAGGUGCAGUGGCUGGCUGCUGAGCACCAGAAGAAUUCCAUCACGAUCCCUGGCCAUCAACCUGCAAGCAGUGAGUGCCCUGCAGAUUUGCUCGAGAAGGAACCGGAGCUGCCAAAGCUCAACCUGAUGAAGAGCCGGAAGGAUUUAUACCCGGAGAUUCCGGAUACCCUGGUGCGGACCUGGGCCCACACAGAGUUCGCAGAGGACAUCCAGAAGCUUCAGGACCAAAUCCAUGAGGAGUUUGGUGAGGACGCGAAACUCAUGGAAGAGAAGCUUCUCGAGUGCCCUAUGCUCAACAAAGCUGGCCAGCUCCAGAUUCUCAUCAAGACCGGCAACAGGCCCUACCUGGUCAACAAGAGCGAUGCCUCGCAGAGCUUGCCGGCAGGAACAGUGAUCGCGGCCUUCGGAAAGGGUCGCUUCAAGCGGGUGAUGCCCAAUGCUCCAGCUGAGGGAGAUGAUGCCCGGAAGGAGAUCAAGUACCACUUGGAAAGGCCAGAGCAGUUGUUGCUUCACAAUGGCACCUUGUGUGCCUUGAGUGAGGUCGUGGAAGCCAAGCGCAAGUCAGGGCAGCCUGGCACAAAGUUGGCCUACCAUGAGAUGGUGGAUGAUCCUCAGCCCUCCCAGCCAGGGUCCUUUACCCUGAAGCAGACGCACGAUGUUCGAUUUGUGCCCCAACCUGCCGCAGAGGUCAAGACUGAGACUGAGGGUGGUCAUUGCACUGACAUCAUCUUUUCAGUGAAGUGGGCAGCAGUUGGCUUGAGUCCCAUUCGGCCACUGACCAAGGACCUUGAGCUCCCAGCCGGUCGUGUGGUGGCCCUAUUUUGA
This is a messenger RNA of Durusdinium trenchii, 3324 nucleotides long. Lineage: Eukaryota; Dinophyceae; Suessiales; Symbiodiniaceae. The record is from the annotation of a GenBank genome assembly.